Molecule: messenger RNA, 1465 nt
Organism: Durusdinium trenchii
Lineage: Eukaryota; Dinophyceae; Suessiales; Symbiodiniaceae
Source: the annotation of a GenBank genome assembly
CACAGUUGUCCUCCACUUCAAAUCGACUGAUACGCUGUCAUGCCGGCGCGCAAUCGGAGAAGAGGCGCUGGCGACCAAGGACGAGGAAGCCAAGGCAGAGGAGGCCAAGGUCGAGGAAACCAAGGCCGAGGCAGAGGAAGGGGCGAUCCGCAACAGGGGCCAGGCGUUGUGAGGAAGAAAAGUUACAAGCCCAAAGGACCCGCCCGCAACAAGACCAGCCCCCCCACGCGUUCCGCGGCGCGGCGGAACGCGGAGAAGCGCAGCGGGCGGCGGGAUCCGCGGGAUCCGCGGGGGGCGGCAGUGCCCAACUCUGUGCAGACUGAGGUGAGAGAGGAUGGGAUGUUUCGGCACUCGGAGAUCACGGGGGCGCACAAGGACGCGGUGAUGUCGGUGGUCAUGGCGGCCGACUGCAUCUACACCGCUUCGCGGGAUAAGACUUUGAAGAGGUGGAAGGUGAACGUCGGCGCCUCCGGGAAGUUCGAGCUCCAACCGGAGUUAGAGGUGCCUUUGGGCGAGGUCUGUUGGUGCCUUAUCAGUGCUGGAGACUGGCUCUUCUGUGGCCUGGGCGAUGGCAACAUCAAGGGCUUCAUGAAGUCGGGACAGCAGACGGUGCUGAGCGGCCACCAGAAGCGGGUCUCCUGUUUGAUGACCCAUCAGCACGUGCUCUUGUCCGGCGCAUCGGACGGCGCGGUGAGAUGCUGGCAAAUGAACCCCCACACCACGACAUUUGAAUGCACGCAUGGGAUCUCCGAGGGCAUCUCGGGCAGCGUGACCGCGCUGGCGGUGCUCGGCGAGGGCUUGUGGGUGGGUGGCAGCUCAGGCUUGGCCUUGGUUGAGCUGGCCACACUGAAGGUGGUGAAGCAGUUGAACCCUCGCAAGUUCGUUGCAGGCCUCUUGCAGUUUGAAGGGCACAUGAUUGUGGUCUACGCUGAUGGCAGCAUUUGCAUCUUCGAUGGCUUGGGCGGCCUGAAGCACCAGCAGCCGGCGCUGCCGGCGGGGCCCGUGCUUUGCAUCGCUCCCCGGCAGCGUUUGGGCCAUCGACCCCGGGCAUCGCUCCAAGAGGGCGGCUGGGAGGCCGGCCUCGAAUCCGGUCCAAGGGUGCUGUGCGGCCAUGCGAAAGGCCAAGUGAGCUCGAUCACUCUACCGAACUUCGUGCUCAAGAAGCACUGGCAAGCGCUCGAGAGGUGCAAGGUGCAGACCUUGUGCUGUGCCGGGCAUGAUGGCAUCUAUGUCCUUGGGGCGGAGAACGGCAGCCUUCAACUUUGGCAACGGGAUGGCUCCGUCGACAUUUGACACGGUCCUACGGUCCAGGAGGUGGCCCGCUGCCGCUGCACAGGAGUCUUCGUUUCACCCAACGGCUGCGACUUCCAAGCGCGGCCGCAUGGUCUCACGCCAAAAAUAAAAAACAUCUAUUGACGUGAGAAGCAUCUUCCUAGCCGAAGAUUGGCCCCAGAUAGAGAUGGAG